AUGACCUACAAAGUGCUCAUCGUACUCUCUGACGCACACGCGUUCCCCGUCAAGAAGAAAGACGGGACUGUCGUUGAGGAAGAGACGGGUUUCUUCCUUCACGAGCUUGCUGCACCGCUCACCAAGCUCCUCGAUUACGGUAUACAAGUCACUUUUGCUUCUCCCGAGGGACGUCAACCGCAGCCAGAUCCGCUCUCUGUCUCACCUCUUGCCUUCCUUGGAGCUUGGUGGGUUCGAAAUCGCGAAAAUGAACUCAUUAAGAAGAUGGAGCUGGAAAACAACCUCCUACACCCGCGUCCUUUCAAGACAAUCACGGCCGAUGAAUUGGAAUCAUUUGAUGGCGUAUUCAUUCCGGGCGGACAUGCGCCGCUGAGCGAUCUCGGCCAGGAUCCAGAACUCGGCCGUAUCCUUCUUCACUUCCACGACCGGGGCAAGCCCACAGCGGUGAUCUGUCAUGGACCGUAUGCCCUGCUAUCAACCAAGCACGCGCCGGGAUCAACCGGCUUUGCAUACACCGACUACAAUAUCACAUCUUGGUCCAACACGGAGGAGAAGCUCGUCGAAUACAUAAAGGGAGGCGAGAUUCCAAAGGUAGAAACUGCCCUCGACCAAGCUGGCGCAAAUAUGAUCGAGGAUGCUGGCACAAAGUUCGGCAAGAUCACCGUCGACCGAGAGCUGGUCAGUGGCGCGAACCCAAUGGCCGCUAACGUGCUUGGCGACAAAUUCAUUGAAAUGAUCAAGCUGCAUAGCGGGCUGGAGAGAAGCGUGGCCUAG
This is a messenger RNA of Punctularia strigosozonata HHB-11173 SS5, 774 nucleotides long. Its product is annotated as ThiJ/PfpI family protein. The transcript is spliced from 3 exons. The record is from RefSeq and is a predicted model, not a curated record. Bases 1 to 774 code for a protein of 257 amino acids. NCBI's taxonomy places the organism in Eukaryota, Fungi, Basidiomycota, Agaricomycetes, Corticiales, Punctulariaceae.